Drosophila navojoa is the source of this 1571-nucleotide messenger RNA. Its product is annotated as synaptic vesicle glycoprotein 2B. Gene Ontology annotation, biological process: transmembrane transport. Gene Ontology annotation, molecular function: transmembrane transporter activity. The record is from RefSeq and is a predicted model, not a curated record. Gene Ontology annotation, cellular component: membrane. NCBI's taxonomy places the organism in Eukaryota, Metazoa, Arthropoda, Insecta, Diptera, Drosophilidae.
AAAUUUCGUUUCGUUCUUAAAGUAGGUAUGUUUUAUUAAUGUGAUCAAUUCCAAAAUGGUCGAAUACUCUAUUGACGAUGCAUUAAACAUUAUUGGCUUUGGACGCUUGCAGUACCUUGUAUUUUUCGGCUGUUUUACACAACAGAUGUUCAUAAGCAACGAACAGUUUGGCAUUUCGCUGGUGAUUGUUGCCGCUAGCUGCGAUUAUUAUGUGGAUGAGCAUCGCAUGUCCUGGCUAAUGGUCGCCACGUUUGCGGCCCAGGCCUGCAGCAGUCACUUUAUGGGCUACCAGGCGGAUAAAAUUGGACGUCGAAAGCUGAUGCUCAUCGCCUCCAUGUCGUGCAUGACGGCAUCGUUUAUAUCGUCUCUGAUGCCAGAAUUUUGGUCAUUUUUGGUGAUGCGCUUCGUAAUGGGUAUCUUUGUACCAGGUCCUGGCAUGGCAGUGCUAACGUACUUGAGUGAGUUCACCAAGUUCAGUCUGCGCCCGAAGGUGAUCAACUUUCUAUACUAUGCCAUCGGUGUCAGCUUAAUGUAUAUGGCAGCUUGGGCCGUGUUGAUGCUACCGCUAGAUAUACGUGUGAAGGUGCACAAGAACUAUGCGAUUACCAGCUGGCGUAUCCUCAUGUGGCUCCAAUUGGUGCCCGGCAUUGUCUCCUGCAUCAUAUUGUCCUGUACGCCAGAGAGUCCCAAGUACUAUCUGUCGGUCGGGAAGCCGGACAAAGCGUAUGCCGUUCUGGAGAAAUGCUGUCGCUCCAGCAAGGGCAAGGAUGUGACGCUGAAGAGUCUGGGUAUCGACUCGCUAAAGCCCCCAGAAACAGUUGCGUUGGAAACCACGAAGACGGGAUGUGCACGGAUCUGGGAGGAAACAAAACCCAUAUUCACGCCACCCAUUUUGAAGCCAAUGAUGCUCAUUACGUUUACUCUCUUUCUGCUGUUUGGCACGGGCUUUGGUCUAACGGUUUGGAUACCGCGCGCUGUCAAAAUGGGAAAUGACCUUCACAAGGAUUUGAUACUCUGCGAUAUGAUAGACGAGGCGCACCGUGCGAACAUCACCUUUACCGAGUCAGCAUGUCAUUUGAGCAUGAGAACCUUGGAGGCAUCUCUUUACCUUGGCACUUGCGCUAUACUCUUCUCAGUACUGAUUACAUUGCUGUUCAUUUGGACUCAUCGGCAGGUCAUUCUGUUGUUGUUCGCGUCGUUCAGCGUUGCGGGUGGCCUCAUGCUCAAUUUUGUCAAGCUACACGAGUUGGUCAUCAUAGGCCUUGUGCUCCUAACGGUGCCCGCUUUGUGUAGCAUAAGAUUGUCUCUGUCGGUGCUCAUUGAUGCAAUACCAACACACUUAAGAAGCAAGGCUGUAUCCCUGUCCACGAUGUUUGGCCGCGUGGGAGUCCUGGUUGCCAGCAUGUAUGUGGGAUAUACGUUGAGCUGGAACUGCUUUGUUACAUUCAAUAUGUUCGUAUUGUGUAUGACAGCUGUGAUUCUGCUCGUUAGCUUUCUGCCCUUUGACGGAAAGACUGGCUCUCGCACAGUGCUAUGAUGCAACUGUUUUGAAAGUAAUCGAAAUAUAUAUA